CCGCCCUCACACGAAAUGGCCGCCUGGGAGGCGGGCGCCGCGCGGCACGCUGGGAGCGGCAGUGCGGCGAGGGAGGGCUGUGGGGUGGGGCCCGUGGCGGCGGCCGGAGCCCGUCAGGCGAGAGCGCGGCCCGGCCCAGCCCGCCCGGCAGUGCCCGCCGGUUCCUGUGGGGAGCUCGAGCGCCGCCGCUCUGCGCCUCAGCAGCCGCCGCCAUGUUCUCUUUUAAUAUGUUCGAUCACCCCAUCCCUCGGGUUUUCCAGAACCGCUUCUCAACCCAGUACCGCUGCUUCUCGGUGUCCAUGCUUGCCGGGCCUAAUGACAGUAAUUAUGCCACCAUCAGCUUUGGAUCAACUCAGCCGACUUAAUAUUACAUAUCCAAUGCUGUUUAAGUUGACCAAUAAAAAUUCAGACCGAAUGACACACUGUGGAGUGCUUGAGUUUGUGGCUGAUGAGGGCAUAUGUUACCUUCCACACUGGAUGAUGCAGAACUUGCUGCUGGAAGAGGGAGGUCUGGUACAAGUGGAGAGUGUUAACCUUCAAGUUGCUACUUACUCAAAAUUUCAGCCACAGAGUCCGGAUUUUCUUGACAUCACCAAUCCCAAAGCUGUAUUAGAAAAUGCAUUGAGAAACUUCGCUUGUCUAACUACUGGGGAUGUCAUUGCCAUCAACUACAAUGAAAAGAUCUAUGAGCUCCGGGUAAUGGAGACCAAGCCAGACAAGGCUGUGUCCAUCAUAGAAUGCGAUAUGAAUGUGGAUUUUGAUGCUCCUUUGGGGUACAAAGAACCAGAAAGAAGUGCACAACAUGAAGAGACCACAGAUGUUGAAGAAGACCAUAGUGGAUAUGUGAGUGACAUAGGAUUUCGUGCAUUCUCCGGUUCUGGGAACAGAUUGGAUGGCAAGAAGAAAGGUGUUGAGCCCAGUCCAUCACCAAUUAAACCAGGAGACAUUCGAAGAGGAAUACCCAACUAUGACUUCAAGAUUGGUAGAAUCACAUUCAUUAGAAACUCUCGUCCACAAGUUAAGAAAGUUGAAGAGGAUGAGUCUGGAAGUCGGUUUAUUGCCUUUUCAGGAGAAGGCCAGUCCCUGCGCAAGAAAGGAAGAAAACCCUAAAUUGUGGUACCUUUAGUCAGUUAGGAGGAAAAUAAAAUAACAAUUGCAGCAUAUUGGAUCUUAGUUCUUGCAAUUGAGAGGAGAGAUCAUUUUGCAACACAAGAACACUUCUACUAGUUUUGGUUUUGCAUUUAAAACUGGAGCUGUCAGACUGUCUGAAUUUUCUGUUGAAAAUUAAGGUCUAGGAAUUCUGAGGGAGUUUUGUGUUGUGAAGAGGGGAAAGUAGAUCUCAGAUAAACCUGAGGAGUAAAGCCAAGGAGGCCUACCUUCCUGAAAGGUCUGGUUCUUAGACUACAUCCAUCCCUUUUAUACCCUGAGCGAUUAUGGUUUCAUGUUGCUCUGUGCUUGAUAUUUUCCUCCCUUUAUAUGUAUUUUGCCACAAUUCUGGGUAAGCUUUUCGGUGUGGUGCAAAUGAAGGCUAACUCUUGGGCGUUUAAGGCUUUUGUGCAGGACCCUCUUUGAUCUUAGCUUCAGGUUUUGGAUUAUAAAUCAUUCAAAGCAAUCCCCCUGUAAUUGCUUUUUAUAUUUAUAAUUAAUAACAUGCCUUUUACUAGUUCAGAUACAGUAACGUACUGUAGCAAUUUAAUGGCACAUGGAGGGAGAGGUGACACCCAGUGGGUACUGGGGAGGGAGUACAAAGCUCUGGUGUCACAUGCUUCAGAACAGUGAUGUCAGUAAUAACUUGCGCAUCCUUUUGAGUGCUGGCAUGUGGUUAAUGAGCUUUAGGGGGGUAACUGGGUGCAACCCCUGUGCUCCCUGCUGAAAGGCCGAGUAAAGGUUCCUUGAUAACCA
Molecule: messenger RNA, 1902 nt
Organism: Columba livia (rock pigeon)
Lineage: Eukaryota; Metazoa; Chordata; Aves; Columbiformes; Columbidae
Gene: UFD1
Product: ubiquitin recognition factor in ER associated degradation 1
Exons: 12
Coding region: 16-1110 (364 amino acids)
Cellular component (GO): VCP-NPL4-UFD1 AAA ATPase complex
Molecular function (GO): polyubiquitin modification-dependent protein binding
Source: RefSeq, a predicted model, not a curated record